Striga asiatica is the source of this 546-nucleotide messenger RNA. The record is from the annotation of a GenBank genome assembly. NCBI's taxonomy places the organism in Eukaryota, Viridiplantae, Streptophyta, Magnoliopsida, Lamiales, Orobanchaceae.
AUGGCACGACAACCGGCAGGUUCGGCGACUGAAGAGGGCGAAUACGAUUGUGCGGCGGUCCUUUUGGCUCGUGCGUGGAGAAUGUCGUCGGAUGGAGGUCGAGUUCUCGAGGCGGAGGAUAGGCGGCUUGACGCGAGCGUCGUUGGUGAAGGCAAUAUUCGAGAGGCAUACAGUCCCCGACUCCCCGACGCCAGUAACGAUUGUAUCAUCGAUGAAGGAAGUGCAAGGUUGGAGCAAUUUGCAAAAACAGUAGGAGAAGUUAUCUCUCUUCUAUCCUCAUUGCCGCCAUCUUCUCCGACGACAUCUGCCCUACCACCGCCAAUUUCUACUCUAACAUCACUGUCAUCCGUUCAUUCCAUCCUCCUUCAAGAAAGGCGAGAGAUCAGCCGACCUAGACCGCCUCAAAACCCUACGAAUCUCCCAAGCCAGAUCCUCCAUCUCCGACGUCGUCUCCCUCGCCGGCAAAGCCGAGGCCGCUGUCGAUCGGCUAUCGCGCUCGACCCAAAGAAAAACACACCAAAAUCCAAAAAGAAAAUGAUGCCUUAA